AAGAGAAGGAAAGCUCAUAAAAGUUUAUAACUCUCUAAAAAGUGAAGAAUUCCAGGCUUGACUGAUCCACCCCAUCCUGACAUCCGUUAUCUAUUGGUGUGAACCCAGAUGAGCUGCUUUCUCGUUACUCCUCAGUCAGAUACACCUACAGAGUUUCUGUAAUAGGAACUUGAGAGUCAGGAAGAAGUUGCUUGUACGGUGUCUGCUGAAAUAGAAGAUUCCGAAAAAGCCCUUUCUGGAGGAGGCACAGAUUGAGUCUGAAGGAUUUCCAAGAUGACCAAGAUCCCAGCCACCAAGAAGACACAGAGUUCCCCCUUCUUGGGGGUCCUCUGGCCUUUGCACGCCUCAGAUCAACUAACUCAGGUCUUAGACAAGCCAAUGAAGAGUAUCAAGUAUAUGGACAAGGAAAUAAUAAACCUCAAAAAAGAUCUUGUUCGGAGCCGCAUCAUGAUUCAGUCGGUGAAGAUAGGCCGCGGAUAUUUCACCAUGCUGAAGGAGGAGAGUGCACGGAAAAAACGACAACAGCAACUUCAGAAGCUGCAAGAAGAAGAAAGGCACAAAUUCCAACCAGCCAAAAUGCUGUCUGAAGCCCAAUACAGGAGUAAUCUUCUGAGCACGUACGAUGACAAGAUGAAGAAGGGAGACAUCUUCCGCCCCUUCACCCCAGUGCACAGCUGCAUCAUGUCCUCCCUGCUACCUGAGGCCCAUGUGGAGCCCCUGUUCCGCCAGCUCUGCGCGCUCCACUGGCUCCUGGAGGCGCUCACUAUCGACCACACGCACCACACCAUGAAGCCGGUGAUCACCUGCUGGAAUCCAAAGGACCCGGGUGGAAGCAAGAACACAAUUAAAAAAAUCAAUAAGGACAAGUCCAUGGGCCAGCGAUGGGAGCAUUUCCUCACGGCGCCAAAGACCAAGAAAUUCAAAAUUCCCAUGCCACGAGCCACCAGCCGCAAACUCAGCCGGAGAGGGUCAACGCUCAGUCUGUCUCGGACCAGUGGGGGAUCAUCCCCCCAGAGCAGCAUGAUCUCUGUGAACCCCGGUUCAGACGAGCCUCAGAGUGUGAUCACCCAGGUGACGGUGGGCAACAGGGACAUCGAGGACAAUGAAUCAUCUUCGACCAAGCCAGAUGAAGAGCCGCUCCACAUCAAUCUGCAGAAGCUUCUGGAGCUGGUUCGGGAAGAUGCCCGGAAGACAGUGACCGUGGAAAGCGAGAUGCAAAAAAAAGCUCCCAGCUUCUUAUCAAUGCUCAAACAAAACAAGAGCGACUCUACCCACAAAGACAUGCAGACCACCCGCAAGUCAAGUGAAAGGUCCAGCAGUACAAGUGGAGACAGCCACUCCCAGCUAAUCCAGAAGAAGUCUAAAAGUCGCAGCAACCGUGACAUCAUCUACUCCAAGAAUGCAGUGUGUAGCACCAUGAGGGCCAAGUUUUACAGCGUGGCCCAGGAGGCUGGCUUCUGUCUGCAAGACAAGAUGGAAAUCCUUAUGAAGCGCCAAGAAGAGAGAGGUCUCCAGAAGUUCCAUUCUUUUUUCCUUGUCUCAAAUUUUCAAAAGGAUAUGGCAAAGAUGAGGCAUCAAGUCCCCAUGGUAAAAGGAGAUGCGCAAGAAAUUGCAGACCACUGGUACUUUGAUCUUCUGUCUAAACUCCCAGAGGACCUGAAGAAUUUCCGCCCUGCCAAAAAGAUCCUGGUAAAACUGCAGAAGUUCGGGGAAAACCUGGAUCUGAGAAUCCGGCCCCAUGUCUUCCUGAAGGUGCUACAAGACCUGAGAAUCUGGGAACUGUGCUCUCCGGAAAUUGCAGUGGCUAUUGAGUUUGUCCGCGAACACAUCAUCCACAUGUCUCGGGAGGAUUAUGUCAGCUGGCUGCAAAGCAGGAUCAGCAUCCCCCUCCAGCCUCACAGCGUCCAGAUAUAGCUGGGCCCACGGCAACCAUCUCCUGGGGGAGGAGGACAAGGUCAUGCUGUGUUCCUGCCUCCUGCCUACUCUGAGGAAUACCCAGCAUGACAUGACAGCAUCAUCUGGAGAACAUCUUCUGCCAAUAUUCCAGAGGUGGAAACUCCCCUCAAACCUCACACCCCAACCCCAGUCUCUGUUCCUUAUUGGUCCAACCUUUAUCCUUUAUCCUUUCCCAGAUUUUUACCCUAUUUUUCU
Condylura cristata (star-nosed mole) is the source of this 2151-nucleotide messenger RNA. It is a transcript of the gene CCDC60, whose product is annotated as coiled-coil domain containing 60. The coding region runs from base 274 to 1914 and encodes 546 amino acids. The record is from RefSeq and is a predicted model, not a curated record. Lineage: Eukaryota; Metazoa; Chordata; Mammalia; Eulipotyphla; Talpidae. The transcript is spliced from 14 exons.